Eriocheir sinensis (Chinese mitten crab) is the source of this 2001-nucleotide messenger RNA. Its product is annotated as glyoxylate/hydroxypyruvate reductase A-like. NCBI's taxonomy places the organism in Eukaryota, Metazoa, Arthropoda, Malacostraca, Decapoda, Varunidae. The record is from RefSeq and is a predicted model, not a curated record. The transcript has 3 exons. Gene Ontology annotation, molecular function: NAD binding. Bases 459 to 1517 code for a protein of 352 amino acids.
UAUUGUGGUGAGAGUCAUUGAGAGUAAUAACGUUUUCUUAGCACCACAGCAAAAUAUGUAUGCCACAUUUCUUAAUUGCCGUAUAAAUACUUUACACAUGAUGUCUACUUUUCUUUCAUAUAUCAUACUAUUUACGUUAAAAAUGUAUUAGUAUGUGUUAUAUCACAUUUUAGACUGCUUGGAGACAAGGCAAGCUGGACACACAUGCUUGGCCCCACCACAGCCCUCGUUAAGGAGCGGUGUUACUCUUUUACGUCCAAGUAGAGGCUGCGUGGUGAAGACUGUGACAGUAAACGAAGCCUGUGAACACGGCGUUCUGUGAUUAACCCAGCUCCUCAACGACACAGGUGAACUUCUGCGGUCAAAACCGCCACACCACGGGCACUCCCCUUAGGCCUCAGCGUGUGGAGUCACGUCGAUAACCCGAGACUUCGUGCACUCGGCCACUGCUCAACAACAUGACGCCGCCCUCGACGCCCACCGUCCACGUCCUCACAAUCCUGAGUGGGCUGGGUGAUGCCGUCUCCAGCAGGCUGCCGGGGACAAAGGUGGUCAACGUUCGCACAACAGACAUGGGCUACGACGGAGAGGUUCAUAAAAAGAAGAGCAGAAGACUGACGGAUGAAGAACUGGAUCUCGUCGCGGACACAGAGAUACUGCUCACCCACACGUUUACUUUCAUUCAAAUAUUGAAACGCAAGGGUCCGGACUUCCUCACGAGGCUGCGGUGGGUGCACUUCAUGUCGGUGGGCGUCGACAACUUGGUGGAUUUCUUGGGAUCUGAGCCGCCCUUCGUUGUGACCCGCAGCACCGGGGACGCCGCGCCGGCCCUCAUGGCCGAGUACGUGGUGGGCCAGAUCCUGUGCCACGAGCGCGGCUGGCGCCCCAUCUACCUGAAGCAGCUGAGCAAGGACUGCCGCAGCUGGGGUCAAUUCCAGGAGUACCGCGGCCUGGCGCAGCUGACGGUGGGCGUGAUGGGCGUCGGCAACAUGGGCCGCGCCACGGCCGGGGUGCUCAAGGGCUUCGGCUGCCGCGUGCUCGGCCUGGCCAGGGUGCCGCGCGGCGCCGCCGCGGCGGUGCCCGGCGUGGACCGGCUGUGGUACGGGCGGGAGGGCCUCCCCGCCUUCCUGCAGGAGUGUGACUACGUGGUCAACACGCUGCCCUCCACGCCCGCCACGCGUGGCCUGCUGGGCGGCGACGUGCUCAGCGGGGCCGCCAGGAGGCCGGUGCUGGUCAACGUGGGGCGCGGGGACGUCAUCAGCGAGGCAGACCUCCUGAGGGCGCUGGGGCAGGGCUGGCUCUCCGCCGCACUGCUCGACUGCACGGAGAGGGAGCCGCCCGCCGAGGACAGCCCCCUCUGGACACACCCGCGGGUCGUCAUGACGCCUCACACGUCCACCAUCGCAAGCAACGACUUCAAGCGCGAGUCCGUCGCCAAAGACUUCUGUGACAAAUUUGCCAAGUUCCUCGCCGGGCAGCCGCUCGCCGGGCAGGUGGACUGGCAGGCCGGCUACUGAGGUGCGGGCGCUGAGGGGGCAGAGCAGCCCUUCACGGAACGGGGUGGGCUGCGACCACUGGAAUGUGCCUUGAUGAAGUGGUGCAGCGGGGCAUGUCCGAUUCUCCGUGCAGUGUAUCGUAGUGUCACAUGAAAGAACACACGUCUUUUCCAUUAAGGACACAAACUUAGGCUCAAAAUUAAUCCUUGGGGUGUAACCCUCUCUAGACCAACACCUUUGUUCAGGCAGCCACCAACACCGAGCCUCAUGGCCAACACUGGCGCCGCGAACACUGCGCACACACGCCAAUGUGUUCAGCGAUGUGCAGGGCUUUCUAGAGUACGAGUGUGCUGUGCCGUGCUGUAUAGUGUGGUAUGGUGCUGACGAGAGAUAAAUAAUACUUUCACGGUUUGUUUGUAUCAGGCAACAGAGAGAGAGAGAGAGAGAGAGAGAGAGAGAGAGAGAGAGAGAGAGAGAGAGAGAGAGAGAGAGAGAGAGAGAGAGA